CACGACUGACAUAACUCAAACAACAACUGAUCUUGGACCAGGCUACGGACAGGACAUAUGUUUCGUGGUCUACUGUGAUUGGUCCAGCCACACCGUCUGUUUGUCCAAUAGCGGGUAGACAUCUGUUCGCUGGAGCAACUCUAAAAUAUUCCCCUCUCUUCCUCCUGCACAGUCUAUUUGCUGUCCUGCCCGGCGACGCUCCUGCAGAGCUGCUGAAAGUUGAGCUGAAAAUGGGGAAAACGCAAGUCUUAGGGGUAAUUGCAGUAAUAUUAGCAGUGUACUGUGUACAUGCGAAGAUUUACUUUCGGGAAGAGUUUCUGGAUGGUGAUGAAUGGAGAAGUCGCUGGGUGAACUCCAAGCACAAGUCAGACUAUGGGGAGUGGAAACUCACGGCUGGCGACUUCUAUGGCGAUGCAGAGAAAGACAAAGGUCUGCAGACAAGCCAGGAUGCACGUUUCUAUGCCGUCUCUGCCCGUUUUGAUUCUUUCAGCAAUGAGGGUAAGCCUUUGGUCAUCCAGUUUACAGUCAAGCAUGAGCAGAAAAUCGACUGUGGUGGUGGAUACGUGAAGGUCUUUCCUGCGGACUUGGAACAGACUGAAAUGCAUGGAGAAUCCUCUUACUACAUUAUGUUUGGCCCUGACAUUUGUGGCUACAGCACCAAGAAAGUUCAUGUAAUUUUUAAUUACAAAGGCAAGAAUCAUCUCAUCAAGAAAGAGAUUAAAUGCAAGGAUGAUGAGCUGACCCACCUGUACACACUAAUCCUGAAUCCAGAUCAGACCUAUGAAGUAAAAAUCGACAAUGAGAAGGUGGAAUCUGGCAGUCUGGAGGAGGAUUGGGACUUUCUGCCCCCUAAGAAAAUUAAGGACCCUGAAGCCAAGAAGCCAGAGGAUUGGGAUGACCGUGCCAAGAUUGAUGAUCCCAGUGACACCAAGCCUGAGGACUGGGACAAGCCCGAGAAUAUUCCAGAUCCUGAUGCUAAGAAGCCUGAAGACUGGGAUGAGGAUAUGGACGGAGAGUGGGAGCCACCCAUGAUCCCCAACCCAGAGUACAAAGGAGAAUGGAAGCCCAAGCAGAUUGAUAACCCCAACUACAAAGGAGCCUGGGUGCAUCCUGAAAUUGAAAAUCCUGAAUACAGCCCAGACUCGAACAUCUACAAGUUUGACAACAUUGGUGUUUUGGGUCUUGAUCUUUGGCAGGUGAAAUCUGGUACAAUCUUUGACAACUUCCUGAUCACAGAUGACGUGAAAGAGGCAGAAGAGAUUGGAAAGGAGACAUGGGGUGUGACAAAGGAGCCAGAGAAAAAAAUGAAACAGGAGCAAGAUGACCUGAAACGAAAAGAGGAGGAGGAGAAGAACAAAGAACAGGACACUGAAGCUGCUGCUGAUGAAGAUGAAGAGGAGGAGGAAGAGGAGGAGGAGGAAGAAACACAAGAAGACACAGAUGAGGCACUUUCAGAAACGGAUGAAGAAGAUGCAAAGCCUAAAGAUGAGCUUUGAAGGGGUGUUGGCAUAGAAUUUCUCUUUUUUUUUCUUUUUUUUUUUUUUUGGGUGCUCCCUCAGGAACUGUCCUAUAUUUCCCAGGGGUAUUGUGGCUGCUGUGCAUCCUUUCCCUGAGAUUUGGACACAACCCAGCUAAAGGGUGAUUUGCAGUAGAUUGGAAGGGAGGGGGGGCAAAUGGUUUGUAACAUACUUGGGGUCUUUCAUUUUGAUCUUGUUAACCCUGAACUGCUGAAUUAAUUCUAAGGUUUUCCACUCAAAGUACAUUCUUUAUUUUGUAAUAACAGAUAAUAAGGAUAAACCGUCACCUGCUGUUUGCUAGAUUUUCUUAAACUAGACCACAGACUGUAUAUAAGAUUAAUCUAUGCAGUCUGUGGUCUGCAUGUCUACUUUUUUUUGCAAAUUCCCUCUUUUGUUUUGUUUUUUUUGUCUUUUAGGGUGUUUGAAAGAGCUGAAAAUGUAGUAACUAUAUUAAUUUAAGAAGAUCAGCCACUCAGAUUUCAACAUUAACUCUGGGACAGAACAUACAAAACUCAUCAUACAAAGCAUAAACCAAAAGUUGUGACCAUAAAAAAAAAAUAUGUGAAGAGACAAAUCAACACUAUGGUGACUUCUUUUGGUUAUGUAUGCAGCACUGUCUUUUUUUUUCUCCCCACACUCUGAAUUGAAUUGAUUAGGCAUGAAUUGAUGGGACCUGCAUCACAUUUUGAAAGUCUGGACAAACUGGUGGUGAGCCCCUUGUGUGUGUCUUAUUUUUAUGGGACAAAAUGUUAUUGAUACCAAAGUUUUUAUUAAAAGAUUAUAACCUUAUUGUCCACUGAUAUUUUGUGUUGUGUGAGUUCACACUUUAGAAGCACUGCUUGUGGUUUAGAUAUAAAUUAGCGGACUCCACACCAACUGUUUCAAAAAGGAAUGUCAAAUGAAGUUUCAUUUCCUCCAUCUGUGAAUAAAACUCUUCUCAAGAUUCA
This is a messenger RNA of Oreochromis niloticus (Nile tilapia), 2464 nucleotides long. It is a transcript of the gene calr3b, whose product is annotated as calreticulin 3b. Gene Ontology annotation, cellular component: endoplasmic reticulum; endoplasmic reticulum membrane. Gene Ontology annotation, biological process: ERAD pathway; protein folding. The transcript has 9 exons. Gene Ontology annotation, molecular function: calcium ion binding. The coding region runs from base 231 to 1496 and encodes 421 amino acids. The record is from RefSeq and is a predicted model, not a curated record. NCBI's taxonomy places the organism in Eukaryota, Metazoa, Chordata, Actinopteri, Cichliformes, Cichlidae.